Messenger RNA from Oenanthe melanoleuca, 1309 nucleotides. Its product is annotated as proline-rich proteoglycan 2-like. The record is from RefSeq and is a predicted model, not a curated record. The coding region runs from base 1 to 579 and encodes 192 amino acids. The transcript is spliced from 3 exons. NCBI's taxonomy places the organism in Eukaryota, Metazoa, Chordata, Aves, Passeriformes, Muscicapidae.
AUGACUGAGUAUUUCCACGCCAUUGUUACCGGCGGGCGGGCGGUGACGGGCGGGCAGCCGGCAGCUCCUCCGCGCCGGGAUCGGGAUCGGGAUCGAGAUGGGGAUCGGGAUGGAUGUGGCCCGGCUGGCGUCAGGCGGCCGGAGCCGCCCCGCGCCGCUCACCGGCACACUCACACACACACUCACACACACACACGCACCGGCCCGGCCAGGGAUCCUCCCCAAAUUCCCGCCCCCGCCGCCGCGCCGCCGGGUCCCGCUGGGAGCGCUGCGCCCGCCGCCGGAGAGCGGCCCCGGCACGGCACGGCACGGCUCGGCACGGCCACUGUGUGCCCUGACCCACAGCCCGACAGCUGCCCCGGCUGUGAGCCCCCUCCCACACCCUCACCGCGGCUCCAAAGGCGUUUCUGCCCCGCUCCGGCAGCGCGGCUUCGGGAACAGCGGCGGAUGCUGUCAGACUUGGACUUAGAGUCAAUUCCUGAUCGAACAGGAAUCCUGCCGCUUGCCACAGGUGUUUUACACGUGGACAUCCUCCUGCCCAUAGGUAUUGCCGCACUUACUCCUCGUUCAUGCGAGUAAACCCAUCACACAUGAACCCAUCACUUCAGACCCACAGUAAUGAAGCCUCAUGCCGCUGUCCCUCUGAAAUGAACUUGAACUCCAUUUGGAUUUGCGAGUGUCAGCUCCAAAGUGGAACUGGCUGAAAGUUUGAAGCCCACGGUGAGCCUCUCCUGCCUGCUGUGCUUAUGGGGAUCUUUACAGUAGUCAGAUAUGUGUUACACAAUCAGGAUUGAACUGGAACUGAUUCUUUUACAAAUACUUUGGCUUUUACUCAGUCAUCUUUCCUGGAAGGAGAUAUGGAGCAACAAGUGCACGAUGUUUCUAUGUGGCAAAAUAUUCUGAUACUCCUAUACUGGCAUAAUUAUAUCCCUAUACUUGGGCCAGUAAAUUUUCACAUGUAUAGGCAGUUCUGGCUAUGACUUUAACCUCAUUUUUAAAUCCAGCAACAUGGAGGCCCAGAGGACUUAAGGUCCUGAGAGUUUUACCAGAUGAACAGUGGUGCCCACCCAGGUGCAUUGCAAGUCUGAAGACACAGAACUCGAAUGGCUUGCCCAAGGUCACAGCAGGAGCACAACAGCAGCAGUAUAACGUACCCAGGUUUAUGCCUGUGAGGGUAUCAGUGCUUCUUUCUGACUUCAUAAUCUAAAAUUUAUCCAUUUCUUUGCCACAUAAAUACCACAUAAAUUGCAAACAGGUGAACUGUACUAUGUUGUUAGGUAUUAUGCUACAAUAAUAGUAGAGGAACUCC